CGGCUGCGCAGGAACAGCUGGUGGCUCUGAAGACGGCCGGCGAGCGCUCGGCCGUGGGGUGCUCGGGGCCCGCCGCGCCACGCUGCGGGAGCCGCCGCCGCCGCCUCGCGCCGCUGCACCAUGUCCGGCCAGCGGGAGCGUUGCGAGCGCGAGUGGCACGAGCUGGAGGGAGAAUUUCAGGAACUGCAGGAAACUCACAGGAUCUACAGGCAGAAGUUGGAGGAGCUGACUGUGCUCCAGACUUUGUGUAGCAGCUCCAUCAGCAAGCAGAAGACGCGACUGAAGGACCUGAAGCGCACGCUCCAGAGGUACAAGCGCCGUGCCAGUCUGGAGGAGGCGGAGCUGGUCCAGCAGAUAGAUGUCACCAUCAAGGAGCGGCAGAACACCUUCUUUGACAUGGAGGCCUACCUGCCCAAGAAGAACGGGCUCUACUUGAAUCUGGUCCUCGGCAAUGUAAGCGUGACCCUCCUCAGCAACCAGGCCAAAUUUGCCUACAAGGACGAGUAUGAGAAGUUCAAGCUCUACCUGACCAUCAUCCUGCUCCUGGGGGCUGUGGCCUGUCAGUUUGUCCUUCACUACAGGGUAACGGACGAAAUCUUUAACUUCCUACUGGUGUGGUAUUACUGCACCCUGACGAUUCGGGAGAGUAUUCUUAUCAGCAACGGCUCAAGAAUUAAAGGCUGGUGGGUGUCGCACCACUACGUGUCCACCUUCCUGUCUGGAGUGAUGCUGACCUGGCCCAACGGACUAAUCUAUCAGAAGUUUCGCAGUCAGUUUUUAGCGUUUUCCAUAUUUCAGAGCUGUGUCCAGUUCCUGCAAUAUUAUUACCAGAGGGGCUGCCUCUACCGGCUGCGGGCUCUGGGGGAAAGGAAUCAUUUGGACCUCACUGUGGAGGGAUUCCAGUCCUGGAUGUGGCGGGGCCUCACCUUCCUCCUGCCUUUCCUGUUCUUUGGCCAUUUCUGGCAGCUCUACAAUGCAGUCACGCUCUUCAAGCUUUCCAGCCACGAGGAAUGCAGAGAAUGGCAGGUGUUCGUGUUGGCAAUCACCUUCCUGGUCCUCUUCCUGGGCAACUUCCUGACCACCCUCAAAGUGGUGCACACCAAACUCCAGAAGAACAGGAACAAGGCGAAGACGCCGUGAGCCACGGGGCUGCGCCCCCGAGCCCGGGACUUUGAGACUGCGGGGGUCUCAGUCGGCACCCUCGCUGCCGGUUCCUCCUCAGCAGCGCCAGUGGCCACUGGCGCAGUGACCUCAGGGGCCAGUGGCCUCCCCGGGAGCAGGGCCAAGGCCCGAGUCCCCGACUGGACAAGAGAAAUGUGACCCAGCCUGUCCGAGCAGUAUUAGCCACCCUUCCUAUUUAUGACGUAUUUAAUGCCGCGCCCUCCCCACCUCCCUAGAAUCGUAGCCCCCGCUGCUCUUGGCCGGACUGUCUUCCUGGGGGAGGCAACGCCUCAGGGAGCCCCUCUGUCCCCCGGUCCUGGCACUUGAAGCCCUCAGGGCAGGGUGUGGACAUGCCUCCUGAGGUUGGAUGUGUGACCUGUUACUUACAGAGUCCCAGGCGGAGGCGGGAGGGGGGCCCUGGGAGUCCUGUGGGGACUCCCUCUGCAGGCCACGCUUCUGCUGUCGGCUCCCUCCUCCUCCCAGCCUCCGUUUCUCUGUGGGGCGGGUAUCUACCUUCUCAGAGAACCGCUGUUGUGCCUUGUGCUCUUUGUGCUUCCUGAGUCCCCUGACUGCCGGUCACCUGGGGAAAGUGGCCGGGCCGGCCUGAGGCCUGGGGUUCUUGGCCCCUGGAGCAGCUGGGCCCAAGGCAGGCAGGGUUUCUGAGUCACCACCAGAGGGCGCCCCAGCCUCGGCACCAUGUGGGUGGUUUGAGGGCGUUACUUGACACUUCCUGACCCUCUACCCUCAGCCCAUCUUCCUGAAUCCUUGCAGUGGGAACUCAGAGUGAGACCCAGACCCUCAGCGCUGGCCUGGACUUCAGCCAGCACCAAUGUCACCCAGCCCUCCAUCACCUCCCUUACUCAGAGGUUCCGGAAAUUGGGGUGGGGGGUGUCUGGGCAAUCUCACUUUCAGAAGGUCACACAGGGCAAGGCUGCUGGUCACCUCACGAUAGAUCCUGAAUUGGAGGGUGAAGAAGCCAAUUUUCUGCCCCUUCUCCCACACCUGAGCCUCAUCUGCCCUUAACGACUUCCCUACAAAUCCUCUUGGACCAGAGGUCAUAGCUGGUGUCCACAGCUAUGCUGUGGCCCUCAAAGGGGUUUACAAAUUUUUUAAAUUAGUUACAUUUUUAAAAUAUGGAAUCCACCCCCAGUAAGAUUCCACACAAAAAUCCAGGUCUUGACUUUCCCCAGAUAAGUGGAAAGCCCUGGCCGUGUUCCCACAGAACAGCGCUCACCUGGGCUGGCUGCCUGCCCGGAGUGGCGCUUGCUUUCUAGUUUGCGGAGACCCCACCACCCCCUCCUAGCCCUGCCCUCCUUCACUCUCCACGCCGCCCAUCUGGCCCUUUAAGAACUUGGGUUUGCCCUAGACCUUUCCUGUGACGGGCCAGAUGGUCACAGUCACAGUGACUUUAGCCUGCAGUUGUGGGGCAAAAGCAGCCCUCGCAUAAAUGAAUGGGCAUGACUGUGUUCCAAUAAAACUUUAUUUACAAAAACACACAGCAGCCAGAUUUGGCUCACAGGCCAUAGUUCGCUGACCUCUGUUCUAGACCCUCAUUUGUCCACGAGGCCCUGGACUCUGCUGGAACCAGAGGUCCUUGGUCUGAAGGCUCUGGUGAGUCCCCAUGGAGGGGCCUCCAGGAACCUAGGUGGGGUGCGGUGGGCUUAGAGGUCUUGCCCUAGCAGGUGACUUCAGAGAAGCUCAGGCUUAGGCACAGCGCUGGGCACAGGGUACGGAGGCAGAGAUACCUGGGGAGCAGGAGCCACCUGGAGCCAUCACCCCACCUUCGGUAGCGCUGACUCCAGAGUGAGCUCAGGACCAAGCAGCUGUCAGUCUCUGGGGUACUGGAAUCCCCUGGGGCACUUUUAAAAAAUUCCUGGGUCCCUGAACCCAGACCUUCCAGAAGGAAGUUCCGUGAAUCUGCGGCUGGGGGACGGUCAGUCAAGUCCGAUCUUGAAGGAGGCCAGGGUGGCCUUGGCUCUGGAACACAUCCCCCAGCAGUGGGGGCUGUGAGGGGCAGGGGGGCUAGACGACUCCUUUGCAGACAGGGACACAGUCUCAGGACUGGCCUGCUCACGAUCAGGAGCUGCUGUCACUUCAUCUGAGUUUCCGGCAGUGGGGGCUGCAGGUGAGGAGACCCCGGGCAGGGGUCGGAUGGGUGGUCUACAGUGUUUGCUCUGCUUUCCGAGUCUCUUCUCCCCCUGGUCAUGUGCACCCGGAUCUGGGCAGAUGUCGGCCACGCCAAAGGCUACCACUGAAGUCCUCUGCGUAGAGUGGGUGGGGGCGAUGCAAUUCCUGUGUCCGUGUCCGGGGCUGCGUUCUCCUGAUAGGCCUGGUCCCAUCGUGGCUCGGCACUCCCGGGGGAAGGAAGCGAGACCGGAGGAUGCAGCUCUGCCUAUCUCCCCAGCCCAGGGCCGUGGGGCGCUGCCAGAUCCACAGUGGCCCAUGGACCAGUGUAGUUGGUUGUUUCAAGCACAGGCUUUGAGGACCUACUGCGUGUUUGAAGGGGGACACGUGGCUGGGGGGAGAGUGCAAAGAGGGCACGCCAGAGUCCUGGGGACAAAUGCCAGUUCCAGGGCACAGAGGGCCCUAGUCCGCACCCUCACCCACCACCACACAGGCCGAAGCUCGAGUUCCUGGUCAGCCCAGCUGGGAAAGGAGAAAGUUCCAGACCAUCCAAAGAGUCUUGCCACAGGCUCCAGAUACAACUCCGAGUGCCUUCGUGAGCUGGGGGUGGGCAGGGUCCCGGGGAGUAGCCGGGCCGGGCCCUGUCAGUCCUGUUCUGAGGGCUGAGUGCCCGCCCUGAGAGGUCAGAGCAGCAGGCACCGCCGGGGGUGUUUCUGCCGCUGCGCUUUCUUCAGGGCGCUGAGGGCCACCUUGGCGGCCUCUCGGAAGACGUCCUCCACGUUCUCCCGAAACUUGGCGGAACAUUCCAGAUAGAGGGCGGCUUGCAUCUGCUGGCAGGUGUUCAGGCCCUGGGGGAGGAGGGGACAGCAUUCGAUGAGGGGCCUGGGGCGCCUCCCGACACCCCCUGGUGGGCUUGGGGCUGGCUUUAGGGGCUGCGGGGCCCCUCUUGUCCCCUCCCAGCCUCCUUCCCACCUCAGGCAGAAACAGGGGGGAGGGGGGGCGGUGAAUUCUGAGAACGGGGUUGUCCUUCCGUGUCUGCCAGGCCUGUGAGGAGAGGUGGGCUUCCUCCCCAGACCUCUCUCCCUUCUGGAAAGCACCGUUUAGGCAACGGAGCUUGUCAUUAGAAUUAAAAAUACCUAUUUCUAAAACAGA
Messenger RNA from Myotis myotis, 4437 nucleotides. It is a transcript of the gene TMEM120B, whose product is annotated as transmembrane protein 120B. The transcript has 12 exons. The record is from RefSeq and is a predicted model, not a curated record. Gene Ontology annotation, cellular component: nuclear inner membrane. Gene Ontology annotation, biological process: fat cell differentiation. The coding region runs from base 121 to 1140 and encodes 339 amino acids. Lineage: Eukaryota; Metazoa; Chordata; Mammalia; Chiroptera; Vespertilionidae.